AACUACCUUUGCUUCUUUUCUCUUCACAUCUUCUUCUAAUGGACAGAAACCAAUCUCACAGGCAGGUUGCUGCAAUGAAACAGUCCCUCUUUGAUCAGGGAUUACUGGAUGAACAAUUUACCCAAUUGGAAGAAUUGCAGGAUGAUGCUAAUCCUAACUUUGUAGAGGAAGUUGUGACUCUUCACUACCGUGAUUCAUCGAGGCUUAUCUCGAACAUAGAGCAGGCAUUAAGGGAGAGGAACCCCCCGGAUUUCAACAAGCUGGACACACUUAUGCAUCAGUUCAUAGGAAGCAGCUCAAGCAUUGGAGCCAAAAAGGUGAAAGCAGAGUGCAAUAUGUUUAGGGGAUAUUGCAAUGCAGGAAAUGCAGAAGGAUGCAUGAAGAGCUUCCAACAAAUGAAGAAAGAAUAUGCUGCACUGAGAAAGAAACUUGAGGCUUAUUUUCAGUUGGUUAGGCAAGCUGGGCCCCUGGAGAGAGCAUGUCGUUCCAAUUCCAAAUGAAAACCUAAGGAAAAUAAUAUGCCUCUGAAAAGGGCAAAUGUAAUUGGUGAAUUUGGAACAUAAAAAAUAUAUUCACCACAAGAAUAGGAAAGUGAUGUUGGCCCGUCUCAGAUAUUUUUUGUUUCCAAAUAUCAGUUUUGUUUUCGAAU
Gastrolobium bilobum is the source of this 649-nucleotide messenger RNA. Its product is annotated as histidine-containing phosphotransfer protein 4-like. The coding region runs from base 39 to 500 and encodes 153 amino acids. Gene Ontology annotation, molecular function: protein histidine kinase binding; histidine phosphotransfer kinase activity. The record is from RefSeq and is a predicted model, not a curated record. The transcript is spliced from 6 exons. Gene Ontology annotation, cellular component: cytoplasm; nucleus. Gene Ontology annotation, biological process: phosphorylation; cytokinin-activated signaling pathway; phosphorelay signal transduction system. NCBI's taxonomy places the organism in Eukaryota, Viridiplantae, Streptophyta, Magnoliopsida, Fabales, Fabaceae.